This is a messenger RNA of Megalopta genalis, 2580 nucleotides long. It is a transcript of the gene BTBD9, whose product is annotated as BTB (POZ) domain containing 9. Lineage: Eukaryota; Metazoa; Arthropoda; Insecta; Hymenoptera; Halictidae. The record is from RefSeq and is a predicted model, not a curated record. Gene Ontology annotation, biological process: modulation of chemical synaptic transmission; adult locomotory behavior; circadian behavior. Gene Ontology annotation, cellular component: cytoplasm. Gene Ontology annotation, molecular function: protein binding.
AUUCUCUGUGAUGAUACUAGUCGAUACUAGUUGUGCGACUUUCACUUCUUAGCUUGGUUUUGUUAGUUGCGAUAUUUAUAUUGUGAUAAAGAGUUGUAGGAAUUGCAAAUUUUUUUCGCUACAUACAAUAUAUAUGUAUAUACAUAGACGUAUGCAUACAUGAAUGCAUAUACAAACGGAUAAAGUAUUUUAAUAUCGUUCUUGUGGAUUAGUCAUUUAUUUAAGUUUUUAUUAAUAAAAGUCAGUGAUAACAACGUAUACAAGACAAAAGUUCGUAGGACAGUUCAAGCAUGUAAGAGAUCUGAAAAAAGAAAGUCUAUAUAGACAGGAAGAUAACCUUAUUUUUACUGUCUAUAGUUGUAGUUAAUUAUUUAUGAAAUUUCAAUACUCUUUCACUUUUUUAUCGUUGUGAAUACACACAUUUUGAAUACGACAAAUUCUUACAUAUAUAUGAUGUCUACAAUGUCAUUAUUUGACGAUAACGUAUCAUAUUUAUAAGAAAACGAAGUUUUGAACAAAAAGGAAUAUAAUUAAAGUGGAUUUGCUUUCGAGGAAACUUAGAAUUAGACAAUCUAAAAAGUAAUAAAGAUGAGUUCUCAUCAUCAUUUAAAUCCAUUGUCUGGUGAUAUAGAACACAUUAAUCAUCUCUCUGAUGAUAUUGGCGCACUUUAUCUCUCCGAUGAGUAUUCAGAUGUAACUGUAAUUGUUGGUGGACAAAGAUUCAAUGGUCACAAAAUUAUAUUAGCUGCACGUAGUCAAUAUUUUAGAGCUCUUUUAUUUGGAGGUUUAAAGGAAUCAACACAACGAGAAAUUGAAUUAAAAGAUGCCAAUUUGGCUUCGUUUAAAGGUUUAUUUGAAUACAUAUACACAGGACGUAUGUCGCUUACAGAUAGACGUGAAGAGGUAAUUUUAGAUAUUCUUGGAUUGGCUCAUCUUUAUGGGUUUUUAGAACUAGAAACCUCUGUAUCAGAUUAUUUAAGAGAAAUAUUAAAUAUAAAAAAUGCCUGUCUCAUAUUUAAUGCAGCAUUUUUUUACCAAAUAGAAUGUCUUACAAGGGUUUAUCAAGAAUAUAUGGACAAACAUGCUUCCGAAGUGAUACAACAUGAAAGCUUUUUGCAGUUAAGUGCUGCUGCUUUGAAUGAGCUUAUUUCAAGAGAUUCAUUUUAUGCGCCAGAGAUUGAUAUCUUUUUAGCUGUACAAGCUUGGGUAAAGGCGAAUUCUGAUACUACUGACAGAAGUGUUUUAGAUAAGGUACGAUUAAGCUUGAUUUCUAUUUUGGAUCUCUUGAAUAUUGUUCGACCAAGUGGAUUAGUUGCUCCCAACAUAAUUUUAGAUGCAAUUGCUACAAAAGUACAAAGACGAGAUUCUGAUCUUACUUAUCGAGGUCGAUUACUUAUAGAUGAAAAUGUUGCCCAUCCUAUGCAUGGGGCUCAAGUUCUGCAGGGUGAAAUGCGUAGUUAUUUAUUAGAUGGGGAUACAAGCAACUACGAUUUGGAACGAGGGUACACUAGGCAUACAAUCACAGAAUCACAGGAAUAUGGUAUUUUGAUUAAAUUGGGAACUCAAUGUAUCAUUAAUCAUAUCAAGAUGUUGCUUUGGGAUAAAGAUAUGCGCUCAUAUUCAUAUUACAUAGAAGUGUCUAUGAAUCAAAAAGAUUGGGUGACUGUUAUUGAUCACACAGAAUAUUUAUGUCGCAGUUGGCAGUAUUUAUAUUUUGAACCUAGGGUAGUUCUAUAUAUUCGUAUUGUUGGAACAAAUAAUACUGUAAACAAGGUUUUCCAUGUUGUAAGCUUUCAAGCCUAUUAUACGAGUCAAACAGAAAAACUUUCCAAUGGUUUUGUUGUUCCAACACGAAACGUUGCUACUAUGGAUCGUAGUGCUACUGUUACCGAAGGAGUUUGUAGAACAAGAAAUGCUUUAUUAAAUGGUGACACCUCAAAUUAUGAUUGGGAUAGUGGAUAUACCUGCCAUCAGCUUGGUUCUGGAUCUAUUUUAGUACAACUUGGACAACCAUAUGUCAUAGAUUCUAUGAAAUUAUUGUUAUGGGAUUGUGACAAUCGUUCGUAUUCAUACUACAUAGAGGUAUCUGGUAAUUGUUGUAAUUGGACUCGUGUUGCUGAUAAAACUAGAGAAACUUGUCGUUCUUGGCAAACCAUUCACUUCGAACCGCCACGUCCCGUUGUCUUUAUACGCAUUGUUGGAACAUUUAACUCAGCAAAUGAGGUUUUCCAUUGUGUUCAUUUUGAAUGUCCGGCUGAGGUAAAUGAUAAAGAUAUAGCUAAAUCUCCAGUACAUAAAGGAAAACAAGCAACACCUACUGAAUCUACGCUUUCAAUAGCAACACCUCCGCCAGAAACAACUACAGAAGCAGUAAAUCUUGAUCAGGAAGAACUAAAUCCGAAUUGUAAUAAUGUUUGUUCAUAGUUCACUAAUUUUUUAGAAAAAGAUCAUGCAUAAUAUUCUACCAGUUUUAAUUCAACAAUGCAUUGAAUCUCAGUUUUCAAAACUGUAUAUGUUAAUUACACGUGUUAAGUAUCAACAAAUUUGUAUAAUAUUAAGUAAAUUAUUAUUGUAAAAAUA